GCCGUUGAAAGAUGUUCCAAAGGCACGCACUUGACCGUACAGUGCCUCCCUUAUAGUCCCUCGAAGUAGGUUUCGUGAAUUUGGUCAUUGCAAUGACUUCAAUCUCGAUGAUAGCAGUGUUUCUAGCACUGUUCGUCAUCGUAGCCACAUAUUUCUUCCUAAAUCCACUCCUCUUAAGUCCAUUGGGCCGCAUACCAGGGCCCAAGUCAUUCCUACUGACAAAAUGGCGAUUGGCUUAUGAAGAUUGGAAGGGAACCAGUACCCGUACCAUUCACCAGUUGCACCAGAGAUAUGGCCCGGCUGUUCGCAUUGGCCCAAAUGAGGUUUCUUUUAAUAGUCUGACGGCCCUACGAACAAUAUACGGUCCUGGAAGUAGUUUCGGCAGAACAGGUUUCUAUCGCAUGUUUGAUGUUUACGGUCGACAAAACCUGUUCACAUUUCAUUCGGCGACAGAGCAUGGUCGGAGAAAAAAGCUUUUAUCCCAUGCAUACUCAAAGUCCGUCAUACUCAAGGAGCCAGUUACUAGUAUGGUUGAAGAAAAAGCAGGAAAGUACAUGUCACUCAUCGAAUCGGAGAAAGAUCAUAUCUCGGAUAUCUUCAGCACGUUACACUAUUAUUCCUUGGACAACAUCACCGAGUUUCUCUAUGGAAAGUACGGGUCGACAUUCGCUAUGGAAGGCUCAGAAUCUCAUCAAGCUUUGAUCAGCGAUAUUCUUGAUCCAGCUCGGCGCCGACUUUCUUGGUUCUCAGUGCAUUUGCCUAUGUUUACAAGAUGGCUAUAUACACGCACUGGGAUAAUGGAAACGAUUCUACAGCCUUUGCUCCCCAUGCAAAAGCCAGCUACGUAUACGGGCAUUCGGGAGUUCGCACUGCAGGCUUACAGGCGUUUUCAUUCGGAUAUGAUGAAGACGAAGGAAAAGGGUCUAUCGCUUGCCCCGUCGAACAGUCAAGGGCUAUCUAUCCUUGAACGUCUUUGGCAACACCAUCUGAGUCACCGGGCGGAUAGUAUGGAUGAUUUACAAAUGGCCUCGGAGUGUGCAGACCACUUCUUAGCCGGCCUUGACACGACUAGCGACACGCUAAUGUUCCUGGUUUGGUCUCUCUCCCAGCCAAGGAACAGAAAAUUCCAAGUAAAGUUGAGACGGGAAGUCCUCAGUCUCUCUGGAGAAUCAUUGAAUAAAUACGGAUUUCCAAAGGCUAGCGUUAGCGAUCAAUGUACCUACCUCAUGGCUAUUAUCAAGGAAACACUGAGGCUCUAUGCACCGUUGCCUACGUUUGAGCCAAGAUCCAGUUCUGUCGACUCUGUCAUCGAUGGAUAUAACAUCCCAGCUGGAACUAUUGUGGGCAUGUCACCUUUUACUCUUCACCGAAACCCGGAGGUCUUUAAGGAUCCGCUCACGUUCAAUCCUGAUCGAUGGCUUGGACCUGAUGCAGCUGAGAUGAACCGCUGGUUCUGGGCAUUUUCAAGUGGUGGAAGAAUGUGCAUCGGCUUACAUCUAGCAAUGCUCGAAAUGACCACACUCGCAGCAACAAUAUACCAGAAAUACCAAACUUCCCUCGCCCCUGGGUUUGAAAAUGUUACUCCUGGGAUUACUGCACGGCUCGAAGUUUUCCAAGAUGAUCGGUACUCUAAGAUGAUAGAACAUACUUGCCUCAUUAAAUUCGAAGAAUUUGGAAGGUAGUUUUUGUAGUAGUUGAAGGUGAUGCGAUGCCCUUUACAUAUAUUUUGCCUAGACGAAUCUACCAUAUGUUGAGUUAUGAGUCCAUUUUUCCUAGUCAAAACUUCGUCCAAUCUUUAACUCUAGUCAAUCCACA
Molecule: messenger RNA, 1815 nt
Organism: Talaromyces proteolyticus
Lineage: Eukaryota; Fungi; Ascomycota; Eurotiomycetes; Eurotiales; Trichocomaceae
Product: cytochrome P450 71B28
Exons: 4
Coding region: 93-1682 (529 amino acids)
Molecular function (GO): oxidoreductase activity, acting on paired donors, with incorporation or reduction of molecular oxygen; heme binding; iron ion binding
Source: RefSeq, a predicted model, not a curated record